UAUCGUCGAUACAGAAACCUAAACGAUUUCUAUUUACGGAGUAUAUCUAUAUUUCCUCUGCUUUUUUCAAGUUUCGCUCUGAAGUUUCUCUCUCAAAACGUUCUAGGGUUCCUCGAUCGGGAUUGGGGACCUUGUAGAACAUUAUUCAAGUUGCAUUUAUCGGGGGAGGAAUACUCAGAGCUAAUACGUUCGGAUUUCUUCGGUGAUUCGUCUCAUCCUUCUUGACCCUUCUAUUUUGGGACAUAAAUCCAGGUUCCAAGAAUGGAAGAGGUCAAGAAGGAGGAAAGUCAUGCCACAUCAGCAGCAGCUUUUGUGGAAGGGGGAAUUCAGGAUGCUUGUGAUGAUGCUUGCAGCAUUUGCCUUGAGAUAUUCUCCAAGAGUGAUCCUUCCACUGUUACUCAUUGCAAGCACGAGUUUCACUUGCAGUGUAUUUUGGAAUGGUGUCAAAGGAGUUCUAAUUGUCCAAUGUGCUGGCAACAGCUUAGUCUGAAAGAUCCAGAAAGCCAAGAAUUGCUUGAGGCUGUGGAACAUGAAAGGAGUUUAAAACUUAAUCCUGCAAGAAGUGCAACAAUAAUUCACCAUCCUACUCUGGGAAACAUUGAAUUGCCACAUUUACCAGUAGGCUUAAGCGAUACUGAACUUGAAGAACGCAUCAUCCAGCAUUUUGCUGCUGCUGCAAUGGAAAGGGCUCACCGCAAUUCUAGGAGGGAGCGAUCUAGAAGUCGUCCAUCCUCUGAUGAGCGUCAACAGCGUUUUGUGUUUUCUACACAUCCUAAUGGAUCUCGUGUUAGGCCUGGUUCUGCUUCCCAAGUCCCUGUUGGAGCAGUUUCAGAAUCAUCCUUGAACAAUGAAACUCCUCAAGUUUCAUCCAUCAAUUCUUCUGUUAAUAGCAGUCAUACUGUUGCUUCAUCCUCUGCAUCCAUACCCAUGCUAAACAAUUCUCAAGGAAUCUCUGUAGAUAGUAGAAGCUCUUCUGGCCAGUCUUCCAUGACAAAUCAAGAGAAUGCAGGUCCAUCUGAUUUGCAGUCAUUUUCGGAUACUUUGAGAUCUCAAUUUAGUUCAAUGUCGAUGAAAUACCGAGAUUCAUUUAACAAGACUAAAAGAGGGUGGAAGGAAAGGCUCUUUUCUCGAAGCGCAUCCUUAUCAGAUAUUGGUUCUGAAGUUAGGAGAGAGGUGAAUGCCGGAAUUGCUAGCAUCAUGGAACGCCUGGAAAGCCGAGAAAGUAACAGAUCCCCCCGUGCUCCGGUGGAUACUAACACGAGUACUCAGAGUGAGACACCAUCAAAUGACAACUCUGGUGCUUUGGCCACAAGGUUGCUUUGAAAUUAAGUCUUAGCAAUUAUAUAAUCAGUUGGCUGACAUUUCUUCCCAGCAUUUGAUAUUUGAAGGUUGUGUAAUCCCAGUCUUCAAAUAUGACAUGCCAAGGACAAACACUGGUUGCGUUUUUUCUGGCAAAAUUGCCGGAGUAGAGGGUAGAGGGGGAAGAGGAAGAGAGGCAUCCUCUGAAACAUAUUGUAUAUUCAAACAGAAAACAGUGGCCUGUGUUGUUAAUGUUAGCAAUCCAUGCAAGUAUCUGAUUACACAAUUUCACACUUAUUCACCUACUGGGUAAAACAUCAUUUUUGUUUUUGGGUUAAUUUGUACUUUUGGUUUAUGUAAGAUGGACAAAACUGAUGGAAUUAGCCUCUAUUGCAUGGUGGGUCAUUAUUUCUUCUAA
This is a messenger RNA of Ipomoea triloba (trilobed morning glory), 1717 nucleotides long. Its product is annotated as E3 ubiquitin-protein ligase RHF2A-like. The transcript has 9 exons. The record is from RefSeq and is a predicted model, not a curated record. The coding region runs from base 262 to 1323 and encodes 353 amino acids. Gene Ontology annotation, molecular function: ubiquitin-protein transferase activity. NCBI's taxonomy places the organism in Eukaryota, Viridiplantae, Streptophyta, Magnoliopsida, Solanales, Convolvulaceae.